AUUCACAAGAACGAUAUUGUUCACACCGAUCUCAAAAUGGAAAACGUGGCAUUUUCUGCCGUGAGAAAGAAACGCCUCGGGAGAACCUCAUCCGAUUUAUUAGUCAAGAUCAUCGACUUUGGUGUUGCCGAUUCUACCCCAGAGGACCGACAUAGGACUAUUACCGCUCCUUACUAUCGAAGUCCAGAAUCUUGGCUAGACCUUAGCUGGGGUCCAUCUACCGACAUAUGGUCGUUUGGGGCUAUUAUCGGCUCCCUCCUCAUGGAGCCAGGAGCUUCGUUGCUUAAGCUCGUUGGUAACCCCGGAGGGUUUGACCGACUAUAUCGGGACCUGGCACCACUUCGAGCUGCGUUACUUGAGCUCGUUGAGAACUCCGGACAGGUUGACCAAAUAUGUCGGGACUUGGAAUCACUUCGAGCUCUAUGUACGUUCGUCCCAUUCCCUCCGACCCUCUUGAGUCGACUGUCACCAGAAGUACAGGAGAUGAUUAGCCGUCUCGAGCCGACAGUCGCGGUCAACGGGAAGCCAAUGACUCUAAGCUAUCUUGGCGAAGUUUCUUGUGCUGACGAAGGUGGUUGGGACUUUGUAACGGCUGCUAUGGACCCUGACCCAGAGGAGCGGCCGACGGCCACGCAGCUUCUCCAGCACCCUUGGCUUAGGAUAUAGUAUUACGUGUAAAUCGGGAGCUUGGGAAUGUACAAUACAUAGAUAUGCGUUAAUGAGUGAAAUGUGGAACUGACAGG
This is a messenger RNA of Exophiala mesophila, 743 nucleotides long. RefSeq lists its product as uncharacterized. The coding region runs from base 37 to 666 and encodes 209 amino acids. The transcript has 4 exons. Gene Ontology annotation, cellular component: cytoplasm; nucleus. Lineage: Eukaryota; Fungi; Ascomycota; Eurotiomycetes; Chaetothyriales; Herpotrichiellaceae. The record is from RefSeq and is a predicted model, not a curated record. Gene Ontology annotation, biological process: protein phosphorylation; intracellular signal transduction. Gene Ontology annotation, molecular function: ATP binding; MAP kinase activity.